AAUUGCCGGGAGGCGGGAAACGAUACGCAUUGCAAUUAUUGCAAUUUUAUGUUUUGAAAAUGUCUAUACAAGUUGAAAAUAAUUUAAAUAAAAGUGAAAACCAACAAGUUUUCGAGCAACGCGCUCAUUAUAUACCUUGUAAAAUUGAAGAAGAUGGUCCUGCUAAUGUAAAGAAAUAUUUCGAGCCCUACGUUACGGAAAACGAAGAAGAAUUAUCCGCAACCUUUCGUGGUCACCAUCUGGAUGGUAUUAAAAUGAAAUUGCCAGAUGGUUAUAAAGCAGUUAUACUUACCGAAGCAAAAAGACCACUCUCCGAAGAAGCUGAACGAAAAUUUCAGGUUGCAGGUGGAUUUAAAGAACUGUUUUACUGGAAUUGGGAUAAGAAGCCUUCUAAAAAUGAUAAUUUAGUAAGAGCUAUGGAAUGGAUUGAUAUCGCUGAAGCUAUUCACGGAGACUGAAAAUUGUGUAAAACUGGAAAUGGGCAGGAUACCUAGAUAAUGUACAAUAAGAUGAAGACUGCAAAGGAAUUUAAAUAAACUUAUCAAAGGCUAUUUUUUAAAUGCAAUGAUGUCUGUCUUUCUGUGUUGUAGAUAGGUGAAUUGGAAAAUGGGCCACCUGAUAUACAGUGGUCACCAUAACCAAUAGACAUUGCCACUGUUAGAAAUAUUUAACAUUCCUUACAUCAUCAAUGUAACACUAACCUUGUAAACUAAGAUCUUGUGUCCCAUGUGCCUGUAGUUACACCGGCUCACUCACCCUUCAAACUGGAACUCAACAAUACUGAAUACUGGUGUUUGACAGUAGAAUAUCUGAUGAGUGGGUGGUAUCUACGCAGUCAGGCUUGGAAAGGCCUAACACCAAGUAAACUAUGCCGAAAAUAACCUAUUUUCAUUGCUCAUUUUAAUAUAAUAUUGAAUACUAAAAAUCCAUUCAGUUUAUACAAAUAUUGAAAAAAUUGAAAAAGUGUUAUAUAAAAAAAAACAAUUGAAUCUCUAGGUAAAUGAAUACAACCUUUCAAUUUAUAUAAAUAUCUUUAUUGACUAAAACUUAAAAUAAAUUCUAAUUAGAACUUUGUUA
This is a messenger RNA of Vanessa tameamea, 1077 nucleotides long. Its product is annotated as ribonuclease H2 subunit C. Bases 60 to 458 code for a protein of 132 amino acids. The transcript has 4 exons. NCBI's taxonomy places the organism in Eukaryota, Metazoa, Arthropoda, Insecta, Lepidoptera, Nymphalidae. Gene Ontology annotation, cellular component: ribonuclease H2 complex. Gene Ontology annotation, biological process: RNA catabolic process. The record is from RefSeq and is a predicted model, not a curated record.